Molecule: messenger RNA, 572 nt
Organism: Aphanomyces astaci
Lineage: Eukaryota; Oomycota; Saprolegniomycetes; Saprolegniales; Verrucalvaceae
Exons: 4
Coding region: 31-549 (172 amino acids)
Source: RefSeq, a predicted model, not a curated record
GUAGCACACGAUCGGUUUCACAAAACCGUCAUGUUGGCCAAGGGGUUACCGUCCCCGACUCAGGCCGACACCGCACCGAGACCUCGAGUCCGGUCGUCGUCGAGAGACAAGGACCUGUCCACUUCCUCCACCACGACCACCACCAACAUGCACAAACGGUUCCCAUCCAAUGGCAGCAUCGUGAUGCCACAACAUUUGGAACCCCUGCCGAAACUAUCGGUGACGUCGGCGUCCCAUGGGAAUUUGGUCUUGGUCGGUGAGAUGGAAGCUCUUGAAAAGUUUGAUACCAGAAUGUCUCCGCCCAAGCACAAGCUAGACAAACUCGAUGUCCCGAAGUCCCCCCCCAAACCAGACCAUAAAGUACUGCCGGUGCAGCGACACAAAUGCCUUCAGGCGAUCGCACCGACACCAAGUCUUGUUGAACACGCGAAACCGACCGAAGGGGACAGAGGAGAAGACCUGUCCACUGCCGACGACAAGGAGCAUUCAGCAGCCCCCUUGAGUCUUUUGGAGCCGCUCGACAAAUGUAUAGAUGAUAAACCUGCAUAACAUACUCGAGUUUUGAUACACUA